Aspergillus caelatus is the source of this 2505-nucleotide messenger RNA. RefSeq lists its product as uncharacterized. The transcript is spliced from 9 exons. The record is from RefSeq and is a predicted model, not a curated record. Lineage: Eukaryota; Fungi; Ascomycota; Eurotiomycetes; Eurotiales; Aspergillaceae. The coding region runs from base 1 to 2505 and encodes 834 amino acids.
AUGUCAACACCUUAUAUUUUCAAGGGUUCUUCCCCCCAAGCAUCCAAUCUUUCUACCCAAGACUUCAACUUCAGUGCCAUUAUACCUUCCGUGGAAGUCGCGGACGAGGAUCCUCCUUCAUCAAUAGGGGGUGAACGGACGCCUUCCGCGUCGGACUCUGAAGACUCCAGUCACCGCGCUUACACUCCAAGCCAGAGCACGGCGACUCCUCGUCACCGUGAAAAUCUAAGCUUGGGUGUCACGGAGCCUUUGCGAGCGUUAAAUCUCCAAGGAACUCCUACAUCGCAUCGGACACCUUCAUGGAGGCAUGAUUCUCGGCGACAGAGUACUGGUCUAUCCCCAGGCAAUUCCACAUCCACGUACGGGCGCUUGUUCAAUGCGACGCCUGAGCCCACACCAGAGCCAUCACGGGUACAGCCUAUUCUGAAUCGCGAUUCAGUCGUUGACGGCUUAGCAAGCGAUUUAGAGGAUUCUCAUCUGCAUGAUGGAGGGCCACCAAGUGAUGACAGCGACCAAUUGAGCGAGGACGGCGACGACGCAGCAGACAGUGACGACUCUUCCUUAUACAAUGUGCGAUGCGAACACUUGCCUCGUGCCCCUAUAUACAAUGCUGGCUUACAGGAAAUCCUGCGAGACAUCAAAACCCAGUUAUCAGUCCUCCAAAAUGAUAUGGACCUAUGCCCAUUAUCUCGUGACCACGAUUCUGAUCUCUUUCAACUGCGCGAAAAGGUGCGCAUGUUGAACAAGCUCGACUGCCCCGAGACGCGCACGGUGGGGUUCAUUGGAAACUCCGGGGUCGGCAAGAGCAGACUGAUAAACUCUCUACUAGAUCAAGAAGGCCUUGCCCGUUCAAGUGGUGAUGGUGCUGCAUGUACCUCGGUAGUUACCGAGUUUCGACACACAGAUGCGCGCCAUCCAGAUCGUUAUUCCAUCGACGUUGACUACAUGAACGAGGAAGAAGUGAAGGAGCUGCUAGAAGAGCUCGUUCAGAGCUUUAGAAUGUAUUACACCGAGCUCUACCGCGAAGUUACUAGCAUAGAAGAGCAGGAAAGAAUCCGUGACCGGUCAACCAGAGCAUGGAGCACCCUGAAUUCACUCUUUAGAGACCGGCCGGGGCUUACACACGAGUUCCUUUCCGAUCAGACUGACGGUGCUUUGUCUAGAAUAUUGGAGCAGCUUAAAGAUUGGGCAGCUCAAUCAUGUACGCGACGCCCUGGGGGUGCGGCGCUUCAGCACACCAUUAUUCCGGGUAGUGUCCAAGAAUGCAGAUCUCAUCUUGAUAUGCUUACAAUGGACCCACGUGGUGAGAGUGAGGUUGCCAUCUGGCCCUUCAUUAAACUGAUCAGGGAAAAUCAUGAAGACGCAAAAUUUGAGCUUGACCGGUUUCUGGUUGAGAGCCGAAAUCUGAGGGUCACAAGACAGUUACUUCAAAACCACGGUGCUGAAGUCCGGGUCUUUUGCGUCAGUAACGAAUGGUAUUCCAAGUACCGCCAGGAUGCAAACAGACACGCCGACACCUAUAUCGGGCUAAGCGGUAUCCGGGAACUUCGUCGUUAUUGUCAAUUAGUUCCAGCAGAGGCUCAGUUUCGUUUUACAGCUGCGUUUAUAGAGCAUCGGGUGCCGGCUGUUGUGAGAUCCGUAAAGCAAUGGGCCCUUGCGGGUUCAGAUGAUGUAACCGCAGAGAGAGCCGAUGCACUUCGGCAAGUAUUACGGGAUGUGGAGAACGUUUUUCGCGAGCGGCUUAUCCUUCGAAAUUCAGAAGUUCGAGAGUUUCCAAGAAGACUUGAAGAUCGGUUUCGUGACGAGAUCUUCGGUGUGACGUAUGAGUGCUGCCCCUUGUGGAAACGCAGCGCAUUACAGGCUAGCGGGGGGUGGGAGCGUUGGCAUCAUAGUACAUAUUCUGCUUUUUGUCGCAAUUAUGGAACGCAUUCUACCCCCGGUGCUGGUGGUUACCAUUGUUGGAAUGAGGAAUUGCUCGAAGGCAUGCAAACCGACCUCGAAGCACGCUGGGCAUCCAUACAAGAGUGGGUCUGUAUGCAGAAAACUGUAUUAAAAGAGACUGUGAGAAGAACAUUUGAGGAGAACACAGCCCAAAUAGAGGAUAUAAUGCACCUAGCUCCCCUGGCUCUGGAAAACUUCAUCGACAACAUGGACGACUGGGAGAACUGCGUGAUUGCAGCUAUUAACCAGUCUAUAGAUCAAUUACUCCAAGGGUUAAGCUACCUCACGAGCUCGAACAUCUUCCCAAACCUCGCUAAUAUCAGCGAAAGCCAAUGCCGAGCCAUUGUCAGAGAGAUUUGCCAGGAGAUGAAGCACACGUUAGAUGAGCAAGUAGGCAAUAUUUGUGACGAUCUUCACUGUAUAAUUGCUGAAGAGGGUGAGGUUACGGAGGCAAGGAGGUUCCCUGAAAUGGCGAGUACACUGCAAUUUAAGGUCGAUGCAGCCCAAGCGACCCUCGAGCGUGCACAGAGGAUUGUGGACGGAUUGAAGAGCCAACCACAGUGA